Balaenoptera ricei (Rice's whale) is the source of this 1304-nucleotide messenger RNA. It is a transcript of the gene PTGR2, whose product is annotated as prostaglandin reductase 2. Gene Ontology annotation, biological process: prostaglandin metabolic process. The coding region runs from base 223 to 1287 and encodes 354 amino acids. Lineage: Eukaryota; Metazoa; Chordata; Mammalia; Artiodactyla; Balaenopteridae. Gene Ontology annotation, molecular function: 15-oxoprostaglandin 13-reductase [NAD(P)+] activity. The record is from RefSeq and is a predicted model, not a curated record. The transcript is spliced from 10 exons.
UGACGCAGGCAGGUCUGUAGCCUAAACUUCAAAAGCCCGCCCCUGGGAGUGGCGGGGGUGAGGAAACGAGGUCUAGUCGUGCGCCUGCGUACUGAGGUCGGACGGCAGAGGUCUCCCGGCGACCCCUCGCAAGCUCUGCAAACCGCGCGAGAUUUCCUCCCGAGCUCCUCGGCGGAGUUAUUUUAUACAGAAGUCUUGUGAGACCACUGUGCAAACAAGGUGAUGAUUGUACAAAGAGUGGUAUUGAAUUCCCGACCUGGAAAAAAUGGUAAUCCAGUGGCGGAAAAUUUCCGAGUAGAAGAAGUAAACUUACCAGAUAAUAUCAAUGAAGGACAAGUACAAGUCAGAACUCUUUACCUUUCUGUGGAUCCUUACAUGCGUUGUAGAAUGAAUGAAGACACUGGCAGUGACUAUAUAUCACCUUGGCAGCUGUCUCAGGUGGUUGAUGGUGGAGGUAUUGGGAUUAUAGAAGAAAGCAAACACACAAAUUUUACUAAAGGCGAUUUUGUGACUUCUUUCUAUUGGCCCUGGCAAACCAAGGUUAUUCUAGAUGGAAAUAUCCUUGAAAAGGUAGACCCACAGCUUGUGGAUGGACACCUUUCAUACUUUCUUGGAGCUAUAGGGAUGCCUGGUUUGACUUCCUUGAUUGGGAUACAGGAAAAAGGUCAUAUAACUGCUGGAUCUAAUCAGACAAUGGUUGUUAGUGGGGCUGCUGGUGCUUGUGGAUCCUUAGCUGGGCAGAUUGGCCAUUUGAUGGGCUGUUCCAGAGUUGUGGGAAUUUGUGGAACACCUGAGAAGUGCCUCCUUUUGACCUCAGAACUGGGCUUUGAUGCUGCAAUUAAUUAUAAAGAGGGGAGUGUGGCAGAACAACUCCGUGAAUUAUGCCCCUCUGGAGUGGAUGUUUACUUUGACAAUGUUGGCGGUGACAUCAGCGAUACAGUGAUAAGUCAGAUGAAUCAGGACAGCCACAUCAUCCUAUGUGGUCAAAUUUCUCAGUACAACAAAGAUGUGCCUUAUCCUCCUCCACUACCCUCUGCUGUAGAAGCAAUCCGGAAAGAAAGAAACAUCACAAGAGAAAGAUUUCUGGUGUUAAAUUUUAAGGACAAAUUUGAGUCUGGCAUUCUCCAGCUGAGUCAGUGGUUUAAAGAAGGAAAGCUAAAGAUUAAAGAGACUAUGAUAAAUGGAUUGGAAAACAUGGGAGCUGCAUUCCAGUCCAUGAUGACAGGAGGUAACAUCGGAAAGCAGAUAGUUUGCAUUUCAGAAGAAACCUCUUUGUUAUCUCUAUAAACAUCUUCAUUAUGAAA